UUCCAUCACUAGUUUAGUUUAAUGUAAAGGCUGAUAUGUUUGGGCAAAGAGAAAAGAACAUCUGUAAUUUGGGUUUUCGCUUUCUCCGACGAUUUUCAAAUCAAAUCGAAGCGAUCAAUGGAGACCGAAGACGCAGAAACGGCGCCAAGAAACGACAACUUGUGGUUGUUGAAAUCCAUUUUUUCUAAGAAGACUAAAGUCCAAGGGGACGCUGAUGCCGACUCCAAACACUCGGGGAACGAGAAUCUCCCCAUUCCUUUCCUCUCUCCUCACGCUAAUUCUGUAGUCUCGCACUGCUCCAAGAUCCUCGGCAUAUCAACCAAUGAGUUACAGGACCGAUUUAAUGAGGAGCUACCUGAUAAUGUUAAGCAACCUCCGUCCUAUGCUAGGAACUUUCUGGAAUUCUGCUCGUUUAAAGCACUGCAUCUUGCCAUAACUCGGCCUAAUUAUUUGAAUGAUAAGGAAUUUCGCCGUCUAACUUUUGACAUGAUGAUUGCAUGGGAGGUCCCUGGCGUUGAUAGUGACCUGAUAGAUAAAGAAACUGCUUCUUGCAGCAAUCAGGACAUUGAGGGUGAGGAUGGUUGGUCACUGUUUUAUUCCAAUUCGACAAAAAUGGCUGUUCAGGUUGAUGACAAGAAAACUGUUGGACCAGAGGCCUUUGCUCGGAUAGCUCCUGCCUGUCCAGUUAUUGCUGAUAUAACUACAGUUCAGAAUCUUUUUGACGUUUUGACAAGUUCUUCAGGUCACCGACUUCAUUUUCUAAUAUACGACAAGUACCUACGGAGUCUUGAAAAGAUAAUAAAAUUUGUGCAAAAUGCAAUGGGGCCACAAGUUAUUGCCAAUCUUUCACUUGCUCAGGAUGAAAUUGUUAUAGAUGUAGAUGGCACAGUUCCCACCCAACCGGUUCUGCAGCAUACUGGAAUGUCCGCAUGGCCAGGGCGGUUGACAUUGACAAACUAUGCUCUUUACUUCGAGUCUGGCGUGGGAUUAUAUGAUAAAGCUGUAAGAUAUGAUUUGGCAACAGAAAUGAAACAAGUUAUAAAGCCUGAAUUAACUGGACCCUUGGGCGCUCGUCUAUUUGAUAAAGCUGUGAUGUACAAGUCAACAUCCAUAGCAGAGCCUGUCUAUUUGGAAUUUCCUGAAUUCAAAGGUUGCUCAAGGAGGGACUACUGGUUGGAUAUCUGUCUAGAGAUUCUCAGAGCUCACAAGUUCACUAGGAAGUAUAAUAUGAGAGGAACUCAGCAAUCUGAAGCAAUUGCUCGGGCAAUUAUUGGAAUAUUUCGAUUCCGUGCAGUUAGAGAAGCCUUCAGUGUCUCAUCAUCCAAUUACAAAACUCUGUUGUGUUUUAACUUGGCUGAGAGUAUUCCUGGGGGAGAUAUGAUAAUGGAAACUCUAUCAAAUCGGUUGAAACUCAUAAGUUCCAGUGCUGGACAACGUGAUGUUGUAAGCUCUCCUAAGGGGAAUAGACCAGCUGCCUAUAUGACUCUUAUUGCACUCAAAAUUGUUUCAUCCAAAGAGGCAGCAUUGAAUAGUGAAGCUACAUAUGAGGGCGGAGAUGUCUGUGUGGGUGAAUCAGAUCCAUUAGAAGCUCUGCUGAAGCAGUUGAAACAAGAUACUGGAAUGGCUGAAGCUGCUCAAGCAACUGUUGAUCAAGUGAAAGUGGAAGGGAUUGAUACCAACAUAGCUGUGAUGAAGGAGUUGCUUUUUCCUCUGAUUGAAACAUAUAACCGCUUGCAACGUUUGGCUUCAUGGAAUGAUCCCUAUAAAUCAAUGAUGUUUGUGUUAUUCUUCAGCUAUAUGAUAAUUAGGGACUGGAUCAAGUACAUUUUACCAUCCAUUUUCGUAUUUUUGGCACUAGUCAUGCUCUGGCGCAGGUAUGCUUGGAAAAGGAGGCAACUGGAAGCUUUCAAAAUUGUACCACCCCCUGCUAAGAAUCCAGUGGAGCAGCUGUUAACAUUGCAAGAAGCUGUAACUCAAGUUGAGUCUCUCAUCCGAAAUGGCAACAUUAUUCUUCUCAAAAUACGAGCACUUCUAUUUGCUGUUCCUCCGCAGGCAACAGGGAAGGUGGCUCUGUUAUUGUUUUUGACGGCUCUGGCUAUUACCUUUUUGCCAUUGAAAUAUCUUUUGUUAUUAGCAUUUUUGGAGUUUUUUACAAGGAACAUGGCCGCGAGAAAGGAAAGCAGUGAAAGAGGGAUGAGACGCGUUAGAGAAUGGUGGACCAGGAUACCCGCUGCGCCUGUUGAGGUUAUGAAGCUCGAUGACAAAAAGAGGAAAUGACUGAGGGAAUGUCCCAAAGAAACAUAUGAAUCAUCCAUAGUUUCAUAUGCUUGUGAGUUGCUGCUCAGUUUUGUGUACAUAACCCGAGCGCUCUCAGCUCUUGAUUUAGAUUCCACUUUAUUGCAUUUCGCUAUAGCCCACUGAAAGAAGCCUCGCUCUUUCUCGCUAAUGAUUUCGCUUCGUUUUAA
This is a messenger RNA of Sesamum indicum (sesame), 2465 nucleotides long. Its product is annotated as polygalacturonase inhibitor (DUF639). The record is from RefSeq and is a predicted model, not a curated record. NCBI's taxonomy places the organism in Eukaryota, Viridiplantae, Streptophyta, Magnoliopsida, Lamiales, Pedaliaceae.